UCGUGUAGUCAAAUGGUAAAACUUAGUGUGAAGUGUUAGUGCAGAGCGAAUAUCGGCUAUCAUAAUCAACGAGUUUUAAAAGAGGAGCAAUUCUACGCGCAAUCGAGGGCACCAGUAGUCCAGCAUUCAGCUGUCGUGGAGCGGAUAUCCAGGAUUUGAGGCUACCGGAGGAUUGUUCCCGCCAUUUGGAACCCGUAUCUCAACUUCACUCGGACUCCCUGAUGAAAAUCAUCUUAUUAAUCUUCAUCCACCUGAUAAAUGCGACUACAUAUAAGGAAAUAUCGAAUAACAAUGGCAUGGUGGCCAUAAAAACAAAAACAUAUUGCUCAGCAACUACCGGCAUCAAUGGCGGACAAGCGAUGGUACUUGUGAAGACCCCAGUACUAGACGACAAGGACUUCGACCUCCUGGAGCUCCACACGUUGAAGGUCAACAAUUCGAGGAUAAAAACCGACAUAAACCUGGUGGCAAAGCACGGCAAUCUGAUCUACGCCCAAACGACAAAAUGCGACAUUUGUGAAGGUACCAAGCUGAUCGAGGACGAAUGCAUCCAUAAUAUCUUAACGCAUCAAACACCAAAAUGCACACUCUAAACCUCUUCAGAAGUCAAACUACACGUACAACGAGGAGCAAAACUUCAUGCUGCGGAUUCAAAACCUGGAAGAAUUGAGCAUGAUCCAGCUUUCCUUUAACAGCACACAUAAAAGGGUAACUUUUGGAGGGCUAGCCCUCCUGAUUUUAACAUUUUUCUGUUUCGUCAUUGCUUUUCUUUACAAGAAAACUCACAAGAAGGAUGCCAAAAAGAACCACGUCGAGGCACGGAUGCUUAGAACAAAGAAGCUAGAAGAAGUAGAAGCAACCGAUGGUUCGAACAGUCAAACAACAAGAAAGGACCCCGGACAGAAGCGUCUGAAACUCAUCCCAGAACCAAGGUUCGAGCUCCUGAAACAUCAAACGAGGACGCUUGAUACUUGAGGGGGGAGGCGUUAGGAUCAGAGUUGCCCACGUGCCAUCCCAUCAGAACGAGCCAUCGACCGGCCCAUCGAUCGAUGCAACGUAAAAGUGAUGACCCAGGGAAUUAUCCAGCUGAGGUGGCAACGUGCGCAAAGCCAAGCGAACGACAACGGAUCGGACGACAUCGAUGCAGACUUUGACCGGGACCGUUUUGCUGAGUUGAUAGAUUUAGUUAAUAAAAGGUUUAGCGGUAGGAAAAUUCAAUCAGUUUCGAGUGAGAAGUGAAUGAUACUUAUUGUAACUUAUAAUUAGUGGAAUAAAAUUAUUUUUUUAUUGAACUCUGAUCCUUCAGAGCAUUUCUUA
Molecule: messenger RNA, 1317 nt
Organism: Armigeres subalbatus
Lineage: Eukaryota; Metazoa; Arthropoda; Insecta; Diptera; Culicidae
Exons: 4
Coding region: 222-593 (123 amino acids)
Source: RefSeq, a predicted model, not a curated record